CUUCAGCUUCAGUUUAUGUUUGGGUCGCAAGGAAAACGCAAUUUUGGACGCUGCACUGCGAAGAGCACUUGCCAUCUUGGUCGUAAAACGCACUACUAACCUUCGCGCCUUUCUUCGGCAAACGAUCGAAAAUGUAAAUCAAUCGCAGUGGCGAAUGCAGAAGUUUUGUUUGUAUUAUAAGUUUGUUUUGAGUUUUGCGGGCGUGCGGAACGAUAGGCUCCUAGAAGUGCAGAAGCAGGCUUCAGCAAACGGGGUAGCAAGCAGUGGUGCACACCUCCGGAAAGGAAAAACGGGAAACAAAACAUAUUCAUGCCCGUUCGGGAGUAGUGCGCGGAUGAUAUGACGCAAUAAACAAAUUGUGUCGGUGAAUUGUACGUAUUUUGGAGGACUUUAAGCGCGUGUAGUGUUAAACAAUCGAUAUUCUUCAACCGGUACGCUGCAGAAAAGGCAACUCCCCUACUGUUUCUUCUACGAUUCGUUGUGCAUCGUCGUUUGGUGUAUGUGUGUGUGUGUGCGCGCGUGUGUGUACGUUGCCUUAAGUUGCGAAAAACGUUUCCACCGCUGGUACCAAGAGAACGACGCCUCCCACUGCGAAGAAAAGUAAGAAAAUCAGCGUGAAACGAACAAUAAUUACCACGACGAAAAGGGCAUAAGAUACGGCAAAGGCGAAAGAUCACCGCCUGGCGUGCACGAACCGGCAACUCGGCAACCCCCGAGAAAGGCAUCAAGAGAAAAAAAGGAUUAGGACCCCUGGCAUCAGCAUAAGCCUCGGGGUAACUCGUCGUUGUUAUUUUUCGCAGUUAAUAACGCUAAAGCCAUAAAAAUGGAGAACGGGUCCGACGAUCGAGUGUACGCGGCCGAGAAGAUCAUGAGAAAGCGUGUCCGUUCGGGCAAAGCUGAAUAUCAGGUAAAAUGGAAAGGCUGGAGCCAGCGGCACAACACAUGGGAACCGGAGGAAAAUAUACUCGACCAGCGGUUGAUCGAGAUGUACGAACGGUCUGUACGCGGACCCUCGACACCGAAGCGCAGAAGGAAAGCCGUUAUCGAAGAUUCGGACGACGAUGAGGAACCGUCCAGUACGUCCGGUGGUCCAUCGUCCGAACCCGAUCCGCCGAAGAAGGAAGACCGCAAGGACUCGUCGACCGGUGGUCGGAAGGAACGCGACGAUAAGCAGCAGGGUGGAUCGAAAAAGGAGAAGGAUGCCGGCGCGGGUACGGUUUCCAGUUCGAGCAGCAGUUCCAACGCCCCGGAAAGCUCGAAACGAAACUCUGCCACCGUCAGUUCGAGCGGAAGCAGCCCGUCGACGAAGGAAAAAUCGUCCACACCGACAGCGGCAGCAGUCGCCGCCGCCGAACGCAAUGGCAAUGCUUCGCCGACGGUGGGUGGUGGGGCGGUUCCACCCUCCGGUGGCGGGGGCGGACAACAACCGCUGCCCAGCUUGAAGAUCUCAAUAUCGGGCGAUAGUGCCGAGCUGGGUAACGAAAUGGACACCAACUCCAACUCGAGCGAUGAUCAACCGCUCAGCCACAAGGAUGUCAUCGGCACGAAUCGAAAGGCGGAAGUCCUGUCCAAGGGUGGGAAGGUCGGUGUGACGAUUAAAACAUCAUCUCCCCCGGGUGACGAAUCUGCCCCCGGCAGCCUGCUGAAGGCGAGCCCGCUGUCCGGUACGGCGGGGCCGAUCGCUUCCGGUUCCACCGUAGCGCCGAUCAGUGCCGCGUUUGGCAAUCUCGACCUGAAAGCGGUCGCCCCGCUCUCACCCGAUACACCCGCCUCGCGGCCCGAAUCCAACAUUCCGCCACCGGCCGAAGCGAACGCGCUGCCGGGCGGUGCGGCAGCGAUCGUAGCGGCGGGUGGCUUACCGGCCGGCCGAGAGGAAGCGAACCCGCUGGAAGGGCAGGUCGCCGGGCAGCAGCAGCAACGGCAGCCCCAGCAACAGCAGGACGCAGCGAACGGGGUGAACGCACGGCUCCACAACGACCACGCAUUUCCGCUCACCACCAACGGUAACGGCAACACUAACAACAACAACAACACCAUUAACCACAAUAACAAUAAUAGUAUCAACAAACAUGUCAGCAAUCUAACUCUUUCGCCGCGGGCGGCCCCACCCCGUCUCUGGCUACCGAAGGCGCAAGCGACCAACCAGGUGUUUAUCACGGACGUGACGGUUAACCUGGAGACCGUUACCAUACGCGAGUGCAAGACGGAGGAGGGCUUCUUCAAGAUGCGCGAUAUGCAGCAGCAGCAGCAGCAGGAGCAGGAGCACCAGGAGCAACAACACCAACUUCAGCAACAACAUCAACCACGGGUUGGCAAUCUUCUAAGCAAUUAAGAGCAGGAUAGUAUUUUUUUUUUUUACACGCACCGAUCGUGUCUCUGAUAAGGCACCGGAGCGCGAUAACAUUACACGUAUUUUCCUUGUACCUGUGAAAAUGAGCAGUGCAUUGCGGGCUAUGUUUUGGGGGGCAGUUUUUUUUCUACUAUGUACAACAACGCUCUUUUACCAUACGAAAGGGAAUGUGGCCAAAAAACACGAUCACGAUAUUUGCGACCGUGAUGCUUUAAAAGCCACGGAGACCACGGAAAGUGAGAUUUUGCGCCAAAAGUAUAAUGAACAACAAAAGAUCAGACGACGAUAGGGAGAAGAGAGGUGGGCAAAUGAUGUAAAUACUACGCCUAACGUAAGGUCAGCAAGGAGAAAAGGUACAUUGCGGAGUUGUUGCUCCGAGCUGCGAGUGUGUUUGGUGCGUGUAUAUAAGCGUUUUGCGAGGAAGCUUUUCCGAUGGUCGCGGGGAGCGAUGGGGAUGAGGCUAUGCUAAAUGAAUGUGAACAGCAUUCAGUUCGAUCUAACCAGCGGGCGAUUUUAAAUAUUUUCAAUUGAGGAUAAAGGGCUAUGCCCCAGUCUCCACCAGGAUCUUUCCGUACGCUGCGUGUGUGCGUACACAGAGCAUGAAUCGUUCGAUUAAAAUAGGCAUUCGGUUUUUUUUAUCGUUCAUUAAUUCCGUUCCUACAUAGGCAACACACAACAUCGCUCUCUCUCUCUCUUAAACUAUUUUACGGUUGGACGAAUUGCUUAUUUGCUUUACUGCGAAAGUAUUCCACACCCAUUCGGGGAAGUGUUUUAAACAUAUGUAUGUUAGGAUUGUGUUCGAUUCGUCUCUAAACGGCGCCCUUCGUUAGUGUAUAGGUUAGUAAGACCAAUCUCCCUUCUAUCCAGUGCUGCUGCACGUGCCUGUGCACAUCCUAUCGAGCUUUUCAUUCUCAUUCUUGGUUUAAGCAACGUAGCAUUACGACGUUCCCGGCUGCUGAGAAGCAGCAACACUUUAUUUUGGCUUACUAUGUAAAUCGUGUAUUUUGGCUCAAUAAGCAGCUUGUUUAAAAAAAAAAAAGAUUUAUUUAUUAUUGCUCAGUCAGUCAAAAGAUAACAAGAAAUUAUUUCAAGGUGUGAAAACCUACCUAAGCUGCUUAUUAUUUGCUCCAGAAAAGAGAGGAAGAGAGAGAGAGAGAGAGCGGGGGGACACAGAAAGCUUAUUUUAACCCGUCUAACGAGUUACAGUUUUAUGAAUUGUUCCAUAGCUGCGCUUCUAGUUAUUUAGUUUCGGAAAAGCUUAUCGUUUGUAAUUUGUAUCGAGCUGUUGCCGCGCGCCCAGCACAUCCAAUAACACAGUGCAGGACCAAUGCAAAUGCAUCCACUAACGGUGCGGCAUGAUCGUUUAAUUUAUUUCGGACGAAAUCUCUUUCUAGCAUUUAUUUUCUUCCUUUUCGGUCUAUAUAAAGGGGAUCGUAUUUAGCGUUCUCGUUGCAUUUUUGGAUUAGUGUAGAACCGAUCUUUCCGCCUGCCUAGAGGCGAAAGACCGGGGGACACAAGAGCGCGCAAAAACCGAGCAAUACAACUUUCCAAUCAAUUUAGGUGUGCGAUUUAUACUAAGAGCACCAACAAAAAAAAGGGGAAAAACUAACAACAAACAGCAACAACCUUUACAAUAAGCAAACAGCAAAUUAUGCUGCUAUCUAUAGACUAGAGUGCAUUAAUAUCUUACGUAGUUUGCUAGUGACAAAACAUCUACUACUACUGUUAUCAUAGUCUAAGAAGGAGAGGCGUAUUAAAACGGGCGUAUGAAAACCAAGAA
Messenger RNA from Anopheles stephensi (Asian malaria mosquito), 4130 nucleotides. It is a transcript of the gene Pc, whose product is annotated as polycomb group protein Pc. The record is from RefSeq and is a predicted model, not a curated record. Lineage: Eukaryota; Metazoa; Arthropoda; Insecta; Diptera; Culicidae. The transcript is spliced from 2 exons. Bases 824 to 2332 code for a protein of 502 amino acids.